Molecule: messenger RNA, 363 nt
Organism: Habropoda laboriosa
Lineage: Eukaryota; Metazoa; Arthropoda; Insecta; Hymenoptera; Apidae
Source: RefSeq, a predicted model, not a curated record
AUGCAAUUCUGCAACACUGAUAUAGGAAAUACCAAACUGUCCGGAGACAAUGGAGUACUUGAAGUGGACAAUCUGCAGCCGCUGGUCGGUACCUUUUCCCAUGACGACAGAAAAGGAAGCGUGGCAUCCGUGGCGUGGCGGGAACUUGCGAAAUAUCUCAAGUGGUCACGUGUGCAAAGGCAAUCAAAGAUUUCCGUACUUGAAUGCUGUGCAAGCCACUUUGGGGGAAAAAGGCCAUUAUCGACUUGACGCACUCCUGCGGCCCGUUUCCGAUCUGUCACCACGGUGCCGUCUGCAGGAUGCGACCUCACGCCCGGCGCGACGAUUGUCACGGGUGUCAAGUGUCUGGCCAAAAAUUGGUAA